AUGCCAGGAUUGCUUAUGAUGGAGGCGCAAGCCGCUGUGGACUCUCCGCAGGCGAAGAAAGAUCGCAGUCAUGCGCAAGACAGUGGCUUGAGCGCUACAAUGUCAGAGGGAAGCGCAGCGGUGCAGAAUGGUGCUAUCGUAGAGAAUGGAGAGAUUCUUACCACGAAUGGCGACCAUGUCAACCAGAAAGCGUCGACGCUCGGAGCAGAAGCUGCGCCCGAACUCGAUCAAGUGUGGAAGGAUACGCCUGCAAACAAGUCAUUCGGAACUCUUAUCGAUCGUCUUGCUCAGCAAUGCUUCGUGGACUUGAAUGACUGCCUGGGGAAGAUGUCAGAGCUCGGUGAUGGCUCCAACGGCAAUGCGCCACCGCAAGUAAAUGGCUUGGCACCGCAAGGAGCAUAUCUAGAUACUUCGGAGGUUAGUCGCCAAAAGAAGCGCAUACUCAUGGACUUUGCACAAGACCAACGCGAUCGUUUCACGAAGACACUGGUGCUCUCGGACUGGGCCCGGAAUGCCGACGGCAUAGCAAAAGUCCACGGCAUUGAGAGCUGGCAGCAAACGCAAGAUCGAUCUUACAGAUAUGCGCAAGAUGCGAUCGGUCUACUGAAGAACCGAGCAGUACAUUUCAAGACCCCAGCUCCCAAUAUCGAUGGAGCUAUGGAGGUGCUUGCAACUGGUUCCGUAGCAUCUGUCCCUGAUCUAGGGUACAUUCCGCCAAAACCAUUAAGUGCGAAGCAGCUAUUGAGCCUGCUCAAAGAUAUGAAUGUUGCGCUGGCUACACGAUUGACUCUGCAUGAGGACCUACCUUAUCACAUGCAGCAGUAUAGCAUUUCGAAUGGCAGGGUGACUUUCAGUGUACCAGGGGAGUUCGAGGUGGAUCUGACGGUGGCGGACGAGGAAGAAACGAGUCCAUGGUAUUUUAUCGACUUCCGGUUCCUGUUCUCGCCAAGCUCUAGCGUAUUGAACGAUACCAUGAGAGCCCAUAUCGAGCUCCAAGCUAAUGGCGCACUUGCUACCAAGGGGCUGAAAGGAUGCUACGAUCUUCUACACAAUUUUGUCCUCACCCACAAGAUCAACGUGCUGCGGAAUCAAGCGAUCGAGCUCAUUCGUGGUAAGUGGUUUGACUGCAUUAAAGUGGAGGGCCUGCGAAGAAGUUUCACGAUACAGUAUUGGACUGGUGUUCCUGGACCCAAGAACUGGAUCGAAAUUGGCAUCGUAAGCGGCAGGACACAGAAGAUGCACCCAGUAGCAUCAAGAAAGGCUACUCCACGGCUAUCAGUGCGCUGGUUUAGACGUGGCCAAGAAGUCCUAGACGAGUCGCUUGACAUCGAUUGGAAUGAGCUCGACGUCGAAGUCUGCUUGAUGCAAGUUAUUGGGAAGCACUGCUUCGGCAAGCUCGGCAUUACUCGCGAUGGACUGCAUGCAAUGACUGCGCAAAGAGGUGAAGACAGUAUCCUGCCCCCAGCUACACAAGGCUCUUUGAGCAAUUCAUCAUCAGAUUUCGGCCUGAAGGUGAAGCUCCCAUCCAUGGAGAAGUCUCUCGAUGUACGGUUGGAUCCAGUGACUGGCCAAUUCUCCAUUUCCCCACCGAGUACUGCCGCAGCACGCAGCGAAUGUGUGCUAAACUCGGACGCGACUAUCGAUGUAGCUCGCGUGCUCGCAUCGCUCAUCUGCACGACCGUGCAAACCAAAGUCUACAAGCAGGCAGAAAUGCUUGGAUGGCGACCUCUCCAGCCACAACCGAGUAUCAAAGACCACUUUGGGAAAGAUGUUUUGCAGCGGACUGUCUUUGGCGUACCAGGUUGGGGCGAUCAGUGGGCUCUUGGUGUCGGCUUUGGCCUGGCAGGCGAGAAGUGGUGGGCUGUGCAGCUUCAAUACAGCGGGUCGAAAGACCGAAAUCUAAACCCGCUCAAGGAGGUGAUUGUUGCACAUGCAGUCUCAGCGAGUAUCGCCAAGGGAGGACUCUCGGCCUCGACGCUGCUAAGCAUUGAGAGAUUGGCCGUCGUGCAAGCAACGUAUGCUGUACUCACGAAGCAGCUUCGGGAGAUGUCGGUUCCCUACACAAUCAGCCAGUCCGAAUCCGACCGCGAUGACGACAAUUCGAGUGCUGUGUACAUACACUUUUCGCCAUUCAUGCGUACAUCGCAGUCCUGGAAGUCAUGGGCGGCAGAGCCAAUACGGAUAUCACAUCUCGGCAUGGACGACGACGAUGAUGGGACUUCGGCGCAACUCGGUGCGCAAUCUUCUGUCCAGCUAGAAACAUCUCUUAGUCUCGAGAAGAAGAGGAUGACGCAGCUACGGAGGUACUUAUCGAGCUCCAAGGAGCAGCAUGUCACGCUCAACAGCACAGGCGGCAUGGCUGUCCGCCUGCGUGUGUCAUUCGGCGAACCCUUUGCGAACCAGAUCCAAGCACGACUACGCAGCGUGGAGGCCCUGGACACCCAGGUCUCGGCCCUCCACAACUUGAAGUGCAAGAUCACGCUUGCCAGCUUAUCUACAUUACACUUCACCUACAGCACCUCACCCGAGCUAUCCGCCGAGCUUAUCUUCAGCAAAACCGACGGCACUACGAGGCUGAGGCUGAAACCAAGUGGCUUCAAUCCCCAUCAACGCACCCGAGUCAUGCUGGAGCAGUGCCUGAACAGACGAGACGGCAACGGCUUUCGGCUGUUCGUGCGGGCCCUUCUGCUGACAUUACCUCUACUAAAUUGCUUCGAUCGGCUGGAAGAGGCGCACCUCGCUAAGCAAACACUCCAGAUCAGCAAGAGGGGUGUGACCUGGUUUCAGUUUGUUUAUAAGGUGCCACUUCCCGCACAGACGUUUGUCAUUCGUGCGAGGUCGAAGAUAUUGAACGGCAAGGCGCAAGUGCGGUGGCAUGUCGAGCGGUUGGCGAGGGAUACGAGUGGAUUGCCCGAAGAUCUUGGCACGGUACUGACGGCAUUCUGGAAUAGUAGUGGCGAGGGCUAUUUCGGCCUAGGAAACGGCAUCAUCGCAGACGCCAAAGGCAUCACCACCGUGCUCGAAAAGCUAGACGAGAUACUUCGCCAUUUCCGGACCCAAUCAACAAGCGGAGGCCGAGAAGCCGGCGAGCAACACUAG
This is a messenger RNA of Recurvomyces mirabilis, 3099 nucleotides long. It is a transcript of the gene RGR1, whose product is annotated as mediator complex subunit. Gene Ontology annotation, cellular component: core mediator complex; mediator complex. NCBI's taxonomy places the organism in Eukaryota, Fungi, Ascomycota, Dothideomycetes, Mycosphaerellales, Teratosphaeriaceae. Gene Ontology annotation, molecular function: transcription coregulator activity. The transcript has a single exon. Gene Ontology annotation, biological process: regulation of transcription by RNA polymerase II. The record is from RefSeq and is a predicted model, not a curated record. Bases 1 to 3099 code for a protein of 1032 amino acids.